GUGGCCAUGUAUUCGGCGAAACGGUGGCCAAACGGACGCAUUCCAUACAUAAUGGAGAAUAAGUUCUCGGCGGAAGAGCGGGCGGCCAUCGCUCGGGGAAUCAUGACUUUACAGGACAGGACAUGCAUUCGGUUUGUGCCCAAAAAGGAAAGCGACAAAGACUACGUGUGGAUGAGGAGAGGGCCGGGAUGUGCCGCACACGUCGGUCGCAUUGGUGGCCAGCAGUGGCUGUUUUUGGGCAAAGGUUGCUAUAGCGUGGAGACUGUGGUACACGAACUCAUGCAUUCAGUAGGCUUUAUACACGAACAGUCCCGUCCCGAUCGGGACGCCCACGUCACCAUCAUGUGGGACAAUAUUAAGGAUGCUGCCAAACGCAACUUCCGUAAACAUACGACUGACUACUUGGCCGAUCACGGCUUCCCCUACGACCUGAUGUCAGUCAUGCACUACAGACAGUACGCGUUCAGCAAGAAUAAAAAGGCCACAAUCGUGGCCAAGAGGCCGGUGCCCUAUCUUAGAUGUAGGGGACACGAGUGCCCGUCCGAUCUGGAUGUACGCAAAAUCAAUUACCUGUACAAAUGCAAGAACGGAAAGUCCGGUUUCUACGGCCCCGGCAGCGGUGGCGGCGCAGAUGACUACUGGCCAUCUAAAUCGGGUGAUGGUAUGGGCGACGGUGGCAAUAAAUUUAACCCUGGUAGUAACGAACUGGACAGUCAGGUGAUGAUUGGUGAGAACUUCUACGAAAACAUACCGUUCCCACCGGCAGUGGCGGCGCCAGUAGUCGCCGGUAUGGGCGACGGUCCGGCCGGUCCCGCUGGACCCGAUGGCCCGCCCGGUGGUCCCGGACUCGGCUAUCACUUUGACGACCACUCGGACAGUGACUAUGAGGACAGUAGUGAAGAGCCCUGUUUUGGUGAACAUUGUUACCAGAAUUAUGACCCGGAUAUCGAUGACCAGGCGGGCGGUGGCGGCGCUGGUGGUGGUGGGGGUCACGUGCCCUACGAAAGUCGAGAAAGCGCCGUACGACUGGUGCCGCAGUUUAUUGACCAGAAUUAUAUAUUUUUUAGCGAAAUUUACUAA
Molecule: messenger RNA, 1080 nt
Organism: Medioppia subpectinata
Lineage: Eukaryota; Metazoa; Arthropoda; Arachnida; Sarcoptiformes; Oppiidae
Source: the annotation of a GenBank genome assembly